GUACAACUCAACGCAGCUAAGAAGAACAACUACUAGAGAUAAGGGUUAGUGCUGCAACACUCCCUGUGCGUCUGUGUGAUGGAGAGAAAAGGGAAAUGAAUUGAAAGCUCCGAAAAUGAUUGUACAAGCCACGACAAGAUGAGAUCUAAAGGUGGAAUAAAAUGAAGUUCAUCAUCUCGUUCUCGAGUCUUUGUCUUAGCCGUUCCUCAGGUGUGCUUGUGCUAAGUAGGCCGAUGCUGUUGCAUGACGGUAGCGCUUGAGUAAGUUUGUUGUCACUUCUUUCCUCAGUUCCGUGUCGCUGUUAGUUUAGUCAAAACCUGUGUGAGUGAGCAUCGUGACGAAAGCGAAACACUAGGACGCCGCGCGGCAGUCUGCACUGAAAACUGUGCGAGAUUAAUUGUGUUGUAUUGUAUGGCACGCGACUAAAUAGAGAACGGAGGGCGUGGUUUGUCUUGAAGAGUGAUGUCGUCGUAGAUGUUGAGAUAAAAACGUCGUGGUGGGUAGUUUCCUUGUUGGGUUCGAACGCAACCGUAACAAGGAGGAGGCCAGGAUGCUUCAAGAACUGUUCUGAAGAGGAGCUGGUCGGAGAAAUAUCUAUCAUGCUUGUACAUGCGGAAACCUAGCAGUCUGUUCAAACACCUCAUGCUAGGCACUCUCAUUCAUUCACUCAUUCAUUCAUACUCCAUUGCAAUCACGUGACCCAUCGUCUGCAUACUUAAAAAGAAACAUUCAUCUUCUUUCCAAAUGUAGGUGGAGAGAGAACAAGGACUUUAUUGUGCACCAGUCUUGCUCCACAAAUUCCAUAACUUCAACACAUCUUGACGAGUUCUUGAUAACUUUCAACGCACCACUAGUAGUAGUACAGGAGAGCAAAGAACAUAAACAAGAUGCUAAUGCGACCUCUGUUGGUCGGAGCCGCGGUUGCGGUUGUGUCCACUAGCGGUUUGAUGGCUUUGAAACCUGGCGCGAAACCAAAGGUCGCGCCAGCAAAAGCUGACAAGAAGAAGCCGGCUUCUCUAGCCUCGAAAAAGAAUGCACCGAAAAAAGCGGAAGCGGAUAUCAACAUGAUGCAUCAAGAUGCCAAAAAGAAGAAGAGCACUACUAGUGCGGACCAACAAGUCAGCAAGAAGAAAGCGGCAGGUAAAAGCACAAAGGCGACUGCGGAGAAGUACUUAUACCCCAUGGAAGAUCUUCUUGACAGUCACAGUCACAAGAAAUUGAAAUUUUGAAUAGUCGAGCUGCUGCCGUAUUAUGUCGUCUGAAACGCCUCGAGUACAUCAACUCCAACUUGAAUUUCACAACACCAAUGUCUUGGUCGUGGUGUAUUGAUUGUCGUGUGCGACCAUGUGGUUUGAUAUUAUUUCAGAGUCCACGAUACUCAAUCGCUUCCGUGCGUGCAGGACCAAAAAUUAACAAUUAUAGUGGAAAUUUUGUGUCGUGCUCCUGGUGUAAAUGCUGUCACUUUAUUUAAAUUUGCAUUAAUAUGGAAUAAAAUCAAAAUUUUUAGUUUCGGGUUCGAACUUCUGCAAAUUUUGAGAAUCAUGAUUCACUUUUGCACCCUACUCGUCGACAGACAAACGCGUCAUAUUUUUGAUCGAUGUUAUAGAUUAGAAUCGAUCUGGAUUGAUUUAAUCUCCAAACCUUCCAUUAUAUUACAAAUCUUUGAUUAAUAUAUCCACAGAAAAUUCAUUCCAAAAGCCCUUCAGUGAAAUUCCAAAAUAUAUGAAUGUCGAAAAGUAUACUCAAUUUUUCUCCCAACAGAGCCAAAAAGCCUAGUGCUGGAAAGUCAAAGGCUCAAGACAAGCGCUGACGUCAAUCACAAAGCUGACCUGGAAACGGAGGUGGCCGCUAAGCGAUCAUAUUCGACUUUAGAACAACUGCCAGUAAAUUGGUGAGGCUGAACAAAAAUGAUGCAGCAGAAAUUAGCCAGGUAUUAAUCGCCGAACACAUCUAGGGAGAUACUUUAAAAAUCAAUCCAAAAUCUACGUCUACAGUUUCGAUUUGAAAAUUCAAAUUGAAAUAUUUGGUUUCAACAAAUUUUGAUUUUAUUUCAUUUUUACUGAAUUUUGAUUCAGAUUUUAUGAACGCUCUCAACAUCCAAUUGGCUUGCUCCAAAAAAAAGGUACCCAGAAGAUUUGCCAGAAGAAUAAUGUGGUUAUUCCGUCGAUAUCCACAAGAAUCGGCGAUGGAAUCUAAUGGACUUAUGCAGAAAAGACGAUUAUUGCUGCACGCAGUGGUGCGAGAUGUUGUAGCUGUGUGGUCAACGAGUAGAAGCGUAUUUCUUAUCGUGAUGAUUAAACUAAUAGGGAGUCUUCGUCGUGCUAUGGGAAGGAGUUCGUGCCCAGUGAUACUCUCGACCUGCACGGUUUUGUUCGUGAUGUCAUUGAUCAACUCCAAAUUGAUUCACUCUUGGAUUGUCACUGAUUGAUUAUUCUCAAUAGUAGAUUCUCUUGAUAUAUCUCCCCACGAUGAUGUUGAUACCAGUUGCACUUGUCAAACUCAUUAAGAACAUGGCCGCCCGCAACUACAGGUAGUCUUACAGAAUAGACGUUUCAGUAUUAGAAUACCGACACGACAAAGUCAAAAUAGAAGAAGUAAAAAGAGAAAUAUUGUCUUCCUAUGCGAGUGUUGGCGAUGACGACUUCGCCUGCGGGUCGUGCAUACUUUGUAAAGUCCUUCUCGUAGAUCUUGUUGCAGAUUUUUACCAUCAUGUAGUACUGAGUCGAAAUUAUGCUUGCAGCUCUUCGCGACUCCAACAGCGGAAGGGGCGCAAACAUGAUGACGACUUCAAGCAGUAUUGGAUCGUAUCACAUCUCACGUUUUUUCUCUCUCACUUGACAACAAAUAUUACGUACAAAUUUUCUACGUUAAUUUCAAAAAUAGAUUGUCUUGAUACAGACUUAUUGUUAGUUUUCCUUGCAAUUACACUUUGUUACAUUUGAUGUUAGAAUUACUUUUACUACAGUAUAUUCAAAAGAUACGUUGGUAGUAAUGAGACUUGGUCAUUUUUAAUUGACGGACAUUUUGUGGUGGACAGAAUGCUCAUUGUAAGAGCCUCCUGGCUGUAUGUCGGUUGUAGGCAAGUCUUCAUUUAAAAUUCAGACGGCGCACGACGAAAGACGCCGGUCUUCUGUGGAAUGACUCCUCCUGGUAGAAGUCGCAUUCAGUAUUCCCGAAUGGCCAGCAGAAUUUGAAAUGUGCCCUGAGUCAUUGGCAACUUCAAGCAGAG
Molecule: messenger RNA, 3229 nt
Organism: Amoebophrya sp. A25
Lineage: Eukaryota; Dinophyceae; Syndiniales; Amoebophryaceae
Source: the annotation of a GenBank genome assembly